Messenger RNA from Diabrotica balteata, 1604 nucleotides. The record is from the annotation of a GenBank genome assembly. NCBI's taxonomy places the organism in Eukaryota, Metazoa, Arthropoda, Insecta, Coleoptera, Chrysomelidae.
UUGACACUAAAGAAAACAUGAAAACAGUGUCUUGUGAUUUCUAGUGGGAUGAAAACAAAAAAUUCAAAACAAAUGUGCUAAGUUACUGGUUAAGAAAUGUAAUUUUUUGUAAGUUAUUUUUAACUAUAGUUUCGCAAAAAUGAGUGACUCGGAGACAGCCAAACCGACGGAGGAAGUUGUUCUACCACCGCCUAUUUCCACACAAACAGAACCAAGUCCACCGAAAAUUCAAAGCAAAAAAAACUGGGUGAAAUUUGAUGAAGAUCGGUCUGCAAAUAAAAAUUCCGAUACAGCAGCUGUUAUUAAUACGGAAAGUGUCCAAGUGAAUAUUGAAAGAAGCCUUAACAGAUCAAUUGAUACAAAUAAUGUGGCUAUAUUGGAUCCAAAACCUUUAAGAAAUGUAGAAUUACCUGUGGCUACAGUCGAGCCCAUCCGACAAGGAUUUACUAAUGGUGAUAUUAUCGUUACCCUAUUACCUGUGAAUACUAAACUACCAUGGAUUACUCCAGCUCAAUUCCGUCCAGAAUUAGUGCCUGAAGAGCUUAUGGCUCAAGGUCUAACACUCACUGUAGAAGAAUACGUCCAAGCCUUGGAAUUACUAGUAAACGACGUGAGAUUCUCUUUAUACAACGUCUGCUACAAAAGAAUUCUUGUUUGUUGGAUAACUCUCGCGUUUAUCGUUCUUUUGGGUUUACUCUUUUCAGGCCUACAAGGACUACUUCUCUUCGCUUUAGGAAUAGGGUGGCUGUUACUCAAUGCGGCAGCUAUAUUUUUGUCGAUGUACUUAAAAUUCAAACUACAAAGAAAUCUUGAAAAGUGUAUGGCUAACGUCAACAAACAAUUGCUCAGACAUAAGAUAGUAUUAGCUCUGGAUGACAGAGGAAAAAUAAGCUGUCACAAAGUGACGCUAUGUUUUAUAUACAUGGAUUCGGCGCCCUGCAUAGCCCAUCUGCAGACCACAAUCGACCAACAAGAAAGGGACCAAAACGGUGGAUGGGAACAAAGAAUGGAUAUUUCUGCACAAGAUAUUAUAAUACAAGGUAGUAGGACUACCAGAUUAUCCAGAAAACAGGAAAGGGCAACACUAUUAUAUCUACGUUACGCUGCUAGAUGGGGUAGGGACAGAGCUCGAGGUUUGUUAAAUAGUCCUCCCGCGUCAGGCGGACGUCAUUGCCCUUCUCAAACGUGCCCAUGUCAAUUCAUAGAGGAGCAUUUGCUUUGUAAACCUCCAGACUAUCCAUGCAAGUUUUGUAUUUAUCCGUCCACUAGAGCUGAUCACCAGGAUCCGUAUUUAGCACACAACCCUAUAGGUUUUGCAUAGGUUAUCUAUUUUAUUAUAAGCCUAUAUAUACUCCUAUGAUAAAAUUAUUUUAUUGUUUUGUAUCAGUCAUAUUUAUCAGGUAUCUAUUGUUAUUGUUUUUAUUAUAUAGUUUUUAUAACUAAAAAGUAUCGUAAAUAAUACGUUUUAAAGAUAUCUUUUCUACAUCAUAUUUAAUACCAUGUAAAAUGUAAAUUAUUUAUAGAAUUUUUUCCUAGGUCGAGUUUCUUAUUAAACACACUAAGCUUCUGUGUCAUGUAAGUUAUCAUGUGUCAUUAGAUUUACC